CCUUGGAGCUGUCAGUUGUCUGUCGUAGAAUUUUCAUCCUUCCGAGCGUGUAGAACUUUUUUAACCAGGGCGCUCAAAAUAUCAAAUUUUGCCCACCAAAAUGUCUUACGUUGCCAGGAAAGGACCAAAGGUUAUGUCCGCCUUCGGAAGAUGGGCUUACAAUCUGUCCGGGUUCAAUCAGUACGGAUUGCAUCGUGAUGAUUGCCUGUACGAGGAUGAAGAUGUGCAGGAAGCGAUUCGCCGUCUGCCGGAGAAGGUUAAGGACGAACGCAACUAUCGUAUAAUGCGAGCGCUGCACCUCUCGAUGACGAAGACAAUCCUGCCGAAAGAACAGUGGACCAAGUACGAAGAGGAUUGCAAGUACCUGGAACCGUACCUGGAGGAGGUUAAGAGGGAACGCGAAGAAAUUAACAAGUGGGAAUCCAACAAGUAAAGCUGAUGCCAGACAGCGAUACACGAGCAAGCUACUGGCUGCGGCUGGCUGUGCGGGCCUUUUGAGCGGCUCUGCGCGGAUUGAUGCUGUUAUUAGGAAAAUAAAGUGGAUUAUUGGAACGUAAACAAAUUUAA
Topomyia yanbarensis is the source of this 567-nucleotide messenger RNA. It is a transcript of the gene UQCR-14, whose product is annotated as cytochrome b-c1 complex subunit 7. Lineage: Eukaryota; Metazoa; Arthropoda; Insecta; Diptera; Culicidae. Bases 101 to 433 code for a protein of 110 amino acids. The record is from RefSeq and is a predicted model, not a curated record. Gene Ontology annotation, biological process: mitochondrial electron transport, ubiquinol to cytochrome c. The transcript is spliced from 3 exons.